UACGGCUGACUCUCGUCCUACUGCUCACAGAAGCUCUGUGAAGCCCCGUUUUUCUUCCCCGGGGGAAGGUGAGGCUGUGCCACCACGAUGGAUCUCCUGGGGGCUCCCGCAGGCCUGCUGGCCGUCUGCCUGAUCCUCUGGGUGGCAUGGAAGACCAUCGGGGCCAAAAAGAGAAACCUUCCCCCUGGCCCAACGCCUCUUCCCCUGGUGGGGAACCUCCUUCAGCUGAGAGCGAGCAACGUUGCCGGACGCCUGCAGAAGAUGAGCGAGAAGUACGGGCCCGUUUUCACCGUGUACUUCGGCUUGGACCAGGUGGUGGUUCUCCACGGUUAUGAGGUGGUGAAGAAGAUUCUGGUGGACGGCGGAGAUGAGUUCCUUGACCGAGGCAGCUUCCCGUCGGCAGAUAAGACCAACAGAGGACUUGGUAUUCUCAUGGCCAGCGGGGAACGCUGGCUCCAGAUCCGGCGCUUCUCCCUCACGACCUUGAGGAACUUUGGAAUGGGGAAGAAAAGCAUCGAGGAACGCAUCCAGGAGGAGGCAGAGUACCUGAUGAAGGCCCUCCGAGCCACCAAGGGCCAGCCUUACAAUCCAGCCAUGGUGCUCAGCUGUGCGACCGCCAACGUGGUCGGCCACAUCCUCCUCGGGGAACGAUUCGACUACCAGGACGAGGAGUACCGCCGGAUUGUCCGCUUGCUGAUUGAGAGCCUGAGGCUGGAGAGCUCCGUCGCAGGACAGCUUUACAACAUCUUCCCAAGGAUCAUGGACUAUCUGCCUGGCCCGCACCAAACGUUCUUCAGCAACCUGUCUGAUGUCCAGGCCUUCGUAGGGCGGAAGAUCAAAGAGCACGAGAAAACCUUGGAUCCCAGCGCUGGCCCGAGAGACUUUGUCGAUGCCUUCCUUCUCAAGAUGGAGCAGGAGAAGAAUAAUCCCAAGACGGAAUUUACGACAGACAAUCUGAUGAUGACCGUUUACGACAUUUUCUUUGCUGGGACAGAAACCACCAGCACCAGCCUGAGAUACACCCUCAUGAUCCUGCUUGAACACCCAGAGAUGCAAGCAAAGGUCCAUGAAGAAAUAGACCGAGUGAUAGGGCAGGAAAGGCCACCCUCCAUGACAGACCGCCUGAAAAUGCCUUAUACAGAAGCAAUCCUUCAUGAAGCCCAAAGAUUUCUUGCUCUCAUCCCCCUUGGUUUCACCCGGGUGGUGAAAAAGGACAUGGAACUCAAUGGCUUCACUAUUCCAAAGGGUGCUACGCUGUACCCCAUCUUGAACUCCGCAUUGCGUGAUCCCAAGCAAUUUAAAAAUCCUUACCAGUUUGACCCGGGACAUUUCCUGGAUGAAAAGGGGAAUUUCAAGAAGAACGGAGCUGACAUGCCUUUUUCCGCAGGAAAAAGGAACUGCCUAGGUGAAGGACUGGCCCGGAUGCAACUCUUCCUCUACAUCACCACCAUCCUGCAGAGUUUCCAUCUUAAACAUCCUCCCGGGGUCACCAAAAUCAACCUUACUCCAGAGGUCAGCGGGUUUGGGAACAUCCCACACCAAGUUGACUUCUGCUUCUCUCCACGCUAAAUCGUGACGCGCCUCACCUCACCUCUUGUGGCGUCCGCUGCACUCUUUGAACGCAUCCCUCAUCCUCCGUUCUUAAUCUUCAUUUUUAAUUCCAAAAGUACUGGGCUGGAGAAAGAAUAAUUCUGGUUUCCUUGUCUCCUGGAGUUACUACCCUGUUUCCCCGAAAAUAAGACCUAACCUGAAAAUAAGCCCUAGUAG
Messenger RNA from Pogona vitticeps (central bearded dragon), 1767 nucleotides. RefSeq names its product cytochrome P450 2C19. The record is from RefSeq and is a predicted model, not a curated record. Gene Ontology annotation, cellular component: cytoplasm; intracellular membrane-bounded organelle. Gene Ontology annotation, biological process: xenobiotic metabolic process; epoxygenase P450 pathway. Gene Ontology annotation, molecular function: heme binding; oxidoreductase activity, acting on paired donors, with incorporation or reduction of molecular oxygen, reduced flavin or flavoprotein as one donor, and incorporation of one atom of oxygen; iron ion binding. Lineage: Eukaryota; Metazoa; Chordata; Lepidosauria; Squamata; Agamidae.